This is a messenger RNA of Haliotis rufescens (red abalone), 896 nucleotides long. Its product is annotated as myosin regulatory light chain B, smooth adductor muscle-like. Bases 100 to 573 code for a protein of 157 amino acids. The record is from RefSeq and is a predicted model, not a curated record. NCBI's taxonomy places the organism in Eukaryota, Metazoa, Mollusca, Gastropoda, Lepetellida, Haliotidae. Gene Ontology annotation, cellular component: cytoplasm; myosin II complex. The transcript is spliced from 7 exons. Gene Ontology annotation, molecular function: calcium ion binding; myosin heavy chain binding.
UAAACACUGACGAUCUCAGGAUUGUCAGUAUCACUUCGUCUUCCAGCCAGAUAUUUCAAGUCUUCCUUCGCUCGCACCAGCUGAUUCAAGAUAUCAACAAUGGCUCCCACCAACGUUCUCGCUAUGUUCCGCCCUGCUCAGGUCCAGGAAUUUAAAGAGGCCUUUGCUCUGAUCGACGUCAACAGGGACGGAAUCAUCCAGGUUGAUGACCUGAAGAGCAUCUACGCCAACCUGGGAAAGGUUCCAUCUGACGCAGAACUGCAGGAGAUGCUGAAGGAAGCACCUGGUCCCCUCAACUUCACCACCUUCCUCAACAUGUUCGGGGAGAAGAUGGGAGGUACUGAUUCGGAAGAAACAAUCAAGAACGCUUUCGCUAUGUUUGACGAAGAUGGCAAAGGAACACUGCCGGAGGAUUACAUCAAAGACCUCCUGCAGAACAUGGGAGACAACUUUACCCAAGAUGAGAUAAAAAUGACAUGGAAGGAAGCACCUAUCGCUAAGGGCCAGUUCAACUAUGUGGCCUUCACCGGCAAACUGAAGGGCAAACAGGACGAGGAGGAGAUGAAAGCAUAAACCUUGACCUUGAAUGUAACCUUGACCUUUAUCGAGCUCAUACAUAACCUUGACCUACGUCUGGUGUCAUGGCCAUUGUAUACUAAGUGUACAAACCGUUUACUGUGAAAGGAUAUGGUGACAGUAACUGACUGUAAGAUACCGUCAACGUGUACAUAAGAGUUAAUAUAACAUUAUUGAACAUUUGUCUAAUCUUUUGAAAUUUGUUAAGAGAAUGAUAUCUGACAAAUACUGAUAUGGAUGUUUGCCACUGAACGAAUGUGUACUAUACAUGUAUAUACGUUUUUAUUUAUACCACCUCAACAAUAAACAUGAACAGAAAU